GGGGUGGGGUUUUUUUUUUUUUUUUUUUUUGCUCCGAUUCUCUGCGCCCCUUCUGUGGGGCAACCAAAGCAACAACGGGUAGGACAGACCCCCCUCCCCUCCCGCUUUUGCAAGCAGAGCGUGCCUCAAAUAUGCGAGUAGGGGAUCCACGCAGGAUCUCCUCUCGCACGGAAACUACUCGCAUGAUAAUAACGAAGUCGUACCAACUGUUUGGAGAACCAUUCAUUUAUUUCCCCCCCCCCCAGGGCGCGCGCGCACACACACACAUACAAAUCCCGAACGCCCAAUGAGCCCGUGACUUUGCGGAGAAUGUCCCGUAGCUUUCUCCACCUCCACCCCACCUUCCGUUUUAUAACCCCACCCUCGUUUAUCUUGCGCGCCCUCUUCCCUCUCCCUCCCUUCGAGAGGCGGGAAUCUAAAAGGCGUCGAGCCUAUAAAGGCAGCCCCAAAGCCGCCAAGCUGAGAGUCUCCACUUGGAUACGCGUCUCCGCCUUCCUCCCGCAGGUUGCCUCGUCGGGCUCGCCUUUACGAAGAUGCUCGCCCUGCGUGGCCGCGGAGCCUGCCGGGCGUGGGCGGCCGUGGCGGUGGCGCUCUGCUUCCCCACCUGGUUUGGAACCGCCGCCGGCGGCCUCCCUUUCAAUUCGAACGGACUGGGCUCGAACUCCAUCAAGAACCCGCUCUCCGGCGGCUCCUCGCUUAGCGGAGGGAGCGGGGCAAUGUACGACGGCAGCAAUAAAAGCCGUGCCGGCGAUUCACAGAAGGUAGGUCAGUUGGGCGGGGAGGGGGCUGGUCAGGGCAAGGUGAGACACCGUGGCUUGCGUCUCACCUAUUCCUCCGCUUCUGCCCUCUCGCAGCUUGCCUUGUGCGCCGCGGACGAGGAUUGCAACGCCGAAGAGUUUUGCUCCACCACUGCCCGAGGGGGCGUCUCCGGAGGAGGAGGAGGAGGGGGACUGGUUUGUCUGACCUGCCGCAAACGCCGCAAGCGCUGCUUCCGCGACGCCAUGUGCUGUUCGGGCAACUUUUGCAACAACGGUAUGUGUGUAGAAUUUGACCACUUUCAUCCUGGAAGGUUUGAAAUCAUCACAGAAAAUUUUGACCAUGGUACUUUGGACUCCCAUCUGAAAAGGACCACGACGUCAUCCCAAAUGUAUCACAUAAAAGGCCAAGGAGCUGUAUGUCUCCGUUCCUCAGACUGCACUGAAGGACUCUGUUGCGCCCGUCACUUCUGGUCCAAGAUUUGCAAACCUGUCCUUAAGGAAGGUCAGGUGUGUACAAAGCACCACAAAAAAGGCUCUCAUGGUUUGGAACUCUUCCAGCGGUGUUACUGUGGGGACGGACUGACUUGUCAGCUGCAAAAAGAUCACACUCUCAGCAAUUCUUCACGACUACAUACUUGCCAGAGACAUUAGCAGUGUUUGCUUUCUCCUAAUCCUGAUGGACUCAGAGGGACUUUAAUUAGUGUGGGAUGCUCUCGUUACUGAAAAUACCUUGAAAGACUGACUUUUUUUUCAGAGUGUACCCUAAAGUACUCUGGCAUUUUCCCCUCUGCAAAUGGAGUACAAGGCAUGUUUCUUUCAGAAACUAUUUUUCAAGUGACUAAUUGCAGUAAAUUACUGUGUCUGUAAAUUCUUGGGUGUGGCACUUAACUGUACACUGUAUGGAAUUUUAAUUUUUCCCAAAGUGCUACAUGGUGUCUAUUCUGACAUGCGUUAUACACACUGGUUUUAUUAUAUUGAACAUAAAAAUUGUUUGGCAAGUUUAAUAAAAUCUUUUAAAUAUG
Crotalus tigris (Tiger rattlesnake) is the source of this 1780-nucleotide messenger RNA. RefSeq names its product dickkopf WNT signaling pathway inhibitor 1 (gene DKK1). Bases 534 to 1409 code for a protein of 291 amino acids. The transcript has 3 exons. Gene Ontology annotation, biological process: multicellular organism development; negative regulation of canonical Wnt signaling pathway. The record is from RefSeq and is a predicted model, not a curated record. NCBI's taxonomy places the organism in Eukaryota, Metazoa, Chordata, Lepidosauria, Squamata, Viperidae. Gene Ontology annotation, cellular component: extracellular region. Gene Ontology annotation, molecular function: receptor antagonist activity; co-receptor binding.